Messenger RNA from Chlorella variabilis, 1650 nucleotides. RefSeq lists its product as hypothetical. The transcript is spliced from 14 exons. The record is from RefSeq and is a predicted model, not a curated record. Gene Ontology annotation, biological process: selenocysteine incorporation. Gene Ontology annotation, molecular function: GTPase activity; GTP binding; translation elongation factor activity. NCBI's taxonomy places the organism in Eukaryota, Viridiplantae, Chlorophyta, Trebouxiophyceae, Chlorellales, Chlorellaceae. The coding region runs from base 1 to 1650 and encodes 549 amino acids.
AUGCCGGCCUGGGCGGUGGCGGCUGGCCAUACUUAUAAUGUCAACGUGGGGGUGCUGGGGCAUGUCGACUCGGGGAAGACAUCCCUGGUCGCUGCACUGUCCACCACGCUGUCCACCGCCGCCCUGGACAAGCAUCCGCAGAGCCGGGAGCGGGGCAUCACCCUAGACCUGGGCUUUUCGUCGUUCAUGGUGCCUGCACCGCCUCAGAUUCAGGCGGCAGGGUACAGCCACGUGCAGUUUACCCUGGUGGACUGCCCCGGCCAUGCCUCCCUCAUCCGUACCAUCAUCGGCGGCGCGCAGAUCAUCGACCUCAUGGUGUUGGUGGUGGAUGCCAGCAAGGGCAUCCAGACGCAGACUGCGGAGUGCAUCGUGAUUGGGGAGGUGGCGGCGGCGGACAUGGUGGUGGCGCUGAACAAGAUAGACCAGUUUCCUGCAGAGAAGCAGGAACGGUACUGCCGCAAGGCCCAGAAACUGGUUGCGGCCACCCUGACAGCCACAAAGUUUGCAGGGUGCCCCAUCGUGCCAGUGGCAGCCCGUCCCGGCGCUGGCGGGGCGCCUGUAAGCGGAGGCGAGGCUGACGCUGCUCCCAUCGGCGUCCAGCAGCUCGUCAACACACUGUUGCAGCGGGUGCAGCUGCGGCAGCCGACCACUGCUGGUAAUGGCAGCGGCCGUGCAGCGGCAACGGAACCCUUCCUCUUUUUCAUAGACCACUGCUUUGCCAUCAAAGGGCAGGGCACCGUCAUGACUGGAACUGUGAUGCGGGGCAGCGUGCGGGUCGGCGACCCAAUUGAGCUGCCGGAGCUGCGGGUGCAGAAGAAAGUGAAGAGCAUGCAAAUGUUCAGGCAGCCCAUCCAGGUGUGCAGCCGUGGCGACCGGCUGGGCAUAUGCGUCACGCAGCUGGAUGCAAAGCAGGUGGAGCGAGGGCUGGCCUGCACACCAGGCACUGUGCCCACGUUUGAGGCAGCGGUGGCAGCGGUGGAAAAGAUUCGGUUCUAUUCAGGAGAGGUGCGGUCGCGCAGCAAAAUGCACAUCACUGUGGGCCACGUCACAGCCUUUGAUAGCAGCAGGGAUUACCUGUACCAGGAUUUUUUGUAUGGGCUGGAGGGCCGUCCAGCUGCAAGUGGAGUGCCAGCAGCCGGGCAACAUCCCGCAGACCACCAGCAGCAGCGGCAGCAACAGGAUGACGGCCAGGAGGGUCAGCUGCAGGCGGUGCACCACGGCGUGCAGUGGGCAUACCUACGCUUCAGCCAGCCCGUCACGGCCGCAGCAGACUCCCUGAUCAUUGGCUCCAAGCUUGAUGCCGAUCUGCACACCUCUACCUGCCGCCUCGCAUUUUACGGCCGCAUUUGCUGCUUAGUGGACCCAUCUGAUCAGCGGCGGCUACGUCGCCUCCUGCCGGUUUACAAGCCCAAGCAGCGGGAGGGGGCGAUAGAGCGGAUAGAGGCAGAUGGCUGCACAGCGGUCUGCAGGGGCAUGUUCCAGAAAGAAACUGAUCUGGCACUGUUCACUGGCAUGCGUGUGGUGGCAGCGCCGGGUGGGCAGGAGGGGCGGAUCGAGGGUGGUUUUGGCAAGUCUGGAAAAUUCAAGGUACAUUUCAGAAAACGGACAGGCUCGGGGCCGUGCUGGGACAGGAAGCGCAGCAGCAGAUAG